AUGGCGACGCCGAUAAGCUCGAAGAUCCAUGUCAUCAUCUCCACGCUACUUAUCCUGGCCGGCAUGGCAGCCAUAGACAGUUUCUUAGUCAAGCUACAUGAAGGAUCCAGACAGACCGGAGUCUUCGUGAUGCUGCUCAUCGGUAACGUAUGCCUUUUGCGCUGGGAUCCGAACGCAGAUUCAUUAAUCAUUCAAAAUCGUUUGGAGUUCGUUCAUAUCCCAUGUAAACGAUUAUUCUCCGCUAUGUCGGCACCUGGGUCGGCGCGGAGGUCACCACCACUCGACGAGGCUGCAGCAUGGCCGAGUGGUUUUUAUUUAUUUUUGUGCUGGACAUUAAAAUUUACUUCCUUUUCCAGUACUUGCGAUCCUGUAGCGAAAAGUGCCUAG
This is a messenger RNA of Oikopleura dioica, 387 nucleotides long. NCBI's taxonomy places the organism in Eukaryota, Metazoa, Chordata, Appendicularia, Copelata, Oikopleuridae. The record is from the annotation of a GenBank genome assembly.